AGGCCACGCCCCCAAUGGCUGUAGCUGCUGAGUCCUUUCUCUGCCUUGCUUUCAGUGCGGACUUUGGCAACUUUCCACAUCGGCCGACAGGAUUAUAUUAAAAUCAAUCAUCCUUCAUGCUCUCUAUUUAGAAUCCACGGGUGGGAAUGCCCGCCCCAUUUAGUCCCGCCCCUCUAAAAAAAAAGCAUUCGCCUUUUUUCCCAGUCUGGAUUUGGCUUCGUUUCUUGCCACGCCCCUUUAUCUAGUGUAGUCCCUUCCCCUUUCGCUGAUUGGCUAAUAUUGUGGGUAGAUGCCACGCGGGGGUGAUGUGGGGUUGUCCAAAGGGACCCGAAGAAAAAGCCCUUUGAUUUCUAUUGGGGCAAGGAGGGUUGAGCGCAUGCUCAGUGGCUGCGCUCCCUUCUCAGGUCUGCGGGAUGUCUCCGGUGCUUUCCAAGCCCGAAUCGGGGCCCCUGCCCCAGAAGUUGCUUGCGCGUUAUUUGCUCCUGCUGCGGCUCUACCCGGUGCUCACUAAAGCCGUGUCCAGUGCCCUUCUGUCAGCUCUCGGGAGCCUCCUGUCUCAGAUCAUUGAGAAAAGCCGGAAAAAGAAAGGCCCUUCAAAAAGUUUUGACUUGGGAGAGCCUUUGAGAUUUGCCACCUAUGGGUUCCUGUUCACAGGGCCACUGAGUCACUACUUCUACAUGUACUUGGACCAGUUCUUCCCUCCUGAUGUGCCUUUUUCUACGGUCAAGAGACUUUUGCUGGACCGGGUCAUUGUUGCCCCAGCCUUCCUUGUGCUCUUUUUCUAUGUCAUGAACCUACUGGAGGGGAAAGACACAACAGCCUUCAUGAAGAAGAUGAAUUCCAGUUAUUGGCCAGCCCUUAAAAUGAACUGGAAAAUGUGGACUCCAAUCCAGUUUAUUAAUGUUAAAUAUAUCCCUGUGCAGUUCCGAGUGCUGUUUGGAAACCUGGUGGCCCUCUUCUGGUUUGCCUACCUGGCCUCCGUCAAGAAGUGACUGUGCGGGAGCUGUGGAGUUGGGCUCAGCAGUUCCCUCUGUUGGAGAAACCGAACCUUUGCACUUGGUGGGAGACGAAAAGGCGGCUCUGCCUUGAGAGAACCGGUUGCUGCUGCUUUUAAGGAGUUCUGGAAUGAUUACCACUCCCUGUGAUCCAAGCUGCUGCCUUCUCCUUGCAAUUACUGGAGCCUGGUGAAAGGGCCAGCUCCCUUGGAGAGCUGUGAUUCUCACCAUUGUAUUUGUCCUAACCUAACUGAGCCUUUAUCGGGUUUCAUUUAUUUUAAUAUUGUUCCUAAUUUUCGCUGAGGCCAGCAACAGGCAAUAACUGAUUUUGUUUAAAAAAUGGUGCUUAAUAGGGUGGGUGAAUCUGUGCCCUGGGACUGGGGAAUCCCACCACAAGCCUUUUUUUUUUGGUCUCUGAAAACAAAAAGAAAUAAAAUUUUAAAAAAUA
Messenger RNA from Heteronotia binoei (common prickly gecko), 1443 nucleotides. RefSeq names its product peroxisomal membrane protein 2 (gene PXMP2). Lineage: Eukaryota; Metazoa; Chordata; Lepidosauria; Squamata; Gekkonidae. The coding region runs from base 414 to 992 and encodes 192 amino acids. The transcript is spliced from 5 exons. Gene Ontology annotation, cellular component: membrane; cytoplasm. The record is from RefSeq and is a predicted model, not a curated record.